AUGAUUGCAUUACUUUGCGCCCUUGUAGCAGUCGUGCGUCUGGUGGCCGGUACAUGUGAAUGUGGUUAUUCAAUUCAGGACCCCGAAGGCGAAGGGGUUAUUGUGUUUAUGGAUCGACUUGAGACUGACUUCGGUCAACUGCAAACUAUCUCCCAAAGCCAAGACUGGAUAGCCCAGAAAUUCACAGUAUCAGCGGAAGAUGGUCGUGGGAACUACAGCAAGGCCUUCGAACCCACAAACGUUGCCAUCCAAGCAUCGCACCCUCAAGACCAUCCCGAUCAGGGUCAUGGUCUUGAGCUACGUGGCACGUGUGCGGCCUUCUUCUGGUAUUUCAACAAUACCCAAGAGAUCGACAUUGAGUUUCUAUCACAAGAGUUUGAUUACGAUAGAGGUAUCUACCCUGUCAACCUCGUUGUACAGUCCAAGGCGUCCAUGGAGGCCGGCUACGAUGCCAGCAAGACUGGGAACUUCAAGCGAGUAAAUUUGGACUUCGACCCGACAGAGAGCUUUCACGAAUACCGGUUUGACUACGUUCCUGGUCAUGUUCGGUUUUAUGCGGAUAACAAACUGCUCGCUCAGAUGGAAGGUAGCGAUAUGCCUUCUUCUGGGGGUCAUUUGAUCCUGCAGCACUGGAGCAACGGCAAUCCGCUGUGGUCUGGCGGUCCGCCGACCAAGGACGCAACAGUCACUGUCAGCUAUGUCAAGGCCUACUUUAACUCUUCGGACCAUGAGCGUCAGUCAUAUUUGCAACAACAGUGCGUCCGGUCUUCUCUGAGAGCCUCUGCGUGUCCUAUCCAGAACGUUACAAAUGCAACAUCCUACGGCGACGACAUGCCGCACGAUUCGGACUAUAAUGACGAAAGUGACGCGGCGGUUGCAAAGAUGAGCUUGUUGGGAGGUUUGGGGCUUGGCUUAUCAAACAUCAUGCCUACGGAACCCUUUCUCGACAUCUUACUCACCAACCAUACGGACUCGAAGGCGCUCUUUGCCCACGUUACAGGCCGAGAUGAGAAAGGCGUGGUGAUGCUUCUUGCAGACGGAGAGACAUUGUAUCGUCCUGAAUCGCCGUCCGAGAUUCUGCAGCCUGUGGGAGCAGACGUUGGCAUACUCGUCGGUGAACCUGGGGCUCAGAAAAAGGUCCGGAUACCGCACAUCUUUGGAGGCCGCAUUUGGUUCUGCAAGGGAAAUCCUCUUACAUUUAUGUUGAAUCCUGGACCAGCGGUAGUAGAGCCAUCCGUGAUGAACCCGACCGACCCAAACUUUCACGCCGACUGGGGUUUCUGCGAAUUUACUUACAACAACGACCAGUUGUAUGUGAACGUGUCAUAUGUUGACUUUGUGAGCUUACCAAUCGGUCUGGAACUCGAGAACGAAGCUGGGAAAGUCACACAUGUACGGGGUUUGCCAAAGGAUGGGCUGGACCAAGUCUGCGAAGGGCUCAAGCGCCAGGGCGAAAAAGACGGCGCGGGAUGGGAGAAGCUUGUGGUCAAAUCAAAUUCAGGCUCCAACCUCCGGGCAUUGAGCAUCAAUGCUGCUGCUGAGCUCCACCCAGGCUUGCUGGAGAACUACUUUGCGCCAGAGAUCGAUGCGGCGUGGGAGCGAUACAAGAAAGAGGACAUCGAGAUCAACACGCAGGCUGAAUGGGGCGACGUCAAGGGUCGAGUGCAUCACGACAAGCUCGUCUUCAAAGACGUGGGCAAAGAUAAGCUUAAAUUUUCAUUUGAGAAACCGUCGACUCGGGAUAUUGUAUCGUGCAGCUCCGGACCGUUUGCGGGGGGACCGGACGUCACGCCGGCACAGCUCAACGUCGGGGCUCGGCUCGCGGCUGCACUAAACAGAACGACACUAUCAGGGAAUUCCCGGCAGCCCGAGGGGGAGAAGUGCGACCAAAAGGACCCUUCGUGUACACAAUGCACGAAGAAGGGGAUAACUUGUCCUGGUUAUCGUAACCUUGUUGAUCUGAUGUUUCGAGAUGAAAGCUCUCAUGUCAUCAAGAAAGCAGAAAGAAGACGGUCCCAGCACCUCAAUCCGAAUCAAAAGAGCUCUGCUGGCCAGGGACUCCCCUCUCCCUCUCCAUCCCCCUCAACACCUACUGAGCCGAUCGGCUCAUCGCCGACAUUCAUCAUUGAUUCAAGACCUGGGAGAGGCUUACCACCUGCCUCCAAAGUAGAGAAACCUAACAAAGCAACGGAUAGACGUUCUAGGAAACGGGCCGCUCGUUGUCGCGCACCUGUGCUUUCAGCCUUAAACAAUGAUUGGAGCCGUUCUUCUUCAGAGACUUCGGAAAGCCCAGCUGAUGCCAACGAUGAUGCCAGAGCUUCCGAGCUCGACGUCCCACUAGACAGGGCUUUAUCCCCCGAGACUCAGGACAAGGGCAUUUCCUUCUUCUUUUCUCGCUAUGUCACGACGGAUGGAGGUCCCCACCAGAACUAUUCUUUCAUAUUCGAUGUAUGGAAGCCCCCGGACUCGGCCCAGUCCCAAGUUGACCUGGUCUCUGUCAGUAUGGCAGCUGUUGGACUUGCGGCAUGCUCUCAAAGUCUCCAGUCACCCGAACUUAUGACCCGUGCCCAAGAGAGCUACGCCAUCGCACUCGGAUUAACGCACCGGGCCCUCCGUGACCCGAUAGAAGUAGUGAAGGACACAACUAUGCUUGCAGUAUUGAUUCUUGGCACAUACGAAUUCGUUUCGGGCUACAGUGCUCAUACGAUGCGUGCUUGGCAAGAUCAUGUUAAUGGAGCUGCUGCUCUUGCGAGUAUAAGGGGUGUUGCUCAAUUUAGGACCAAAGCUGGGGCCCGCAUGUUUCUCAUGCUUUGCCAAACGGUCCUAAUAAGCUGCAUUCAGAGUGGUCUCCCUAUGCCAGGAACUCUAAUAGAUCUUCGCCGUCAAAUUCCGCCCACUGAAGAACUUAUGGGGCCUGACUUUUAUGUAGCAUAUCCCGUUUACAAAGCACUACAAGUUCGGCACGAUAUCAAAUCAGGCACACUUAACAGUCUUGAUGAUAUAGUCAACGCCAUAUCUGAUGUCCAGGAAGAAAUUUCUGCAACACUCUCCGGGCUACCAGAGGAUUGGAGAUAUCACAAUGUACAGUUGACGCAGCCGGACCCACGAGUCUUGGGACAAACUUGUCACGUUUAUACCGGACUUCUCCAAUCCACCACCUGGAACAUGGUGCGAGGAAUACGCAUGCUCCUAUUAGAAACAUUCGUUGAGAAAUUUUGCGCAAUAUUCGAGUCAUCCAGCGAUACUGUAAUAUCGGAGGCCCAUCUUCAGAUUCUGGCCACGUCUGUCAAACUUUUGAACAUGCUAGGACGGUCGAUCGCUGCGAGUAUACCACAGCAUCUUGGAGUUGUUAGUAUACGCGAUAUAAUUGACCGAAAAGACCCAGCACGUACGGUAUCGAUUGCUGCUAAGAAGCAGGCCUGCCGUGUUCUAUCAACGCCUCCCGCUCAUGAUACACGAUUUGGUACCGGGGACGAUGCUUCGAGCAGUGGUGGUAGUCCUGUAAUGUUUGACCCGACAAGAUCAACAGCCCAUACAGAUGAUGCCGCUCGUUUUAUGAGCCUUGCUUCGACCAACAGCACCAUUAUCUGGCCAUUGUACAUGCUUGGCAUGUCGUCGGCCUGUUCCUCUGAGACGAAACAGUAUGCUGUAGAGGGUCUCAAUGCCAUAUAUAGAGAAGCUGGCUUGGAACAGGCGCGCGUUGUUGCGGGACUGUUGCAGGAGCAGAAAGCUGGCCCUUCUAUCUGUAACACCUCACUUCUUAGCAAGCUUCCGUCAGUAGCUCCGAGCACGCUACCUUCAAUAGUUUGA
Messenger RNA from Fusarium poae, 3810 nucleotides. RefSeq lists its product as uncharacterized. NCBI's taxonomy places the organism in Eukaryota, Fungi, Ascomycota, Sordariomycetes, Hypocreales, Nectriaceae. The record is from RefSeq and is a predicted model, not a curated record. Gene Ontology annotation, molecular function: hydrolase activity, hydrolyzing O-glycosyl compounds; zinc ion binding; DNA-binding transcription factor activity, RNA polymerase II-specific. The transcript is spliced from 5 exons. The coding region runs from base 1 to 3810 and encodes 1269 amino acids. Gene Ontology annotation, biological process: regulation of DNA-templated transcription; carbohydrate metabolic process.